Fulvia fulva is the source of this 1830-nucleotide messenger RNA. RefSeq lists its product as uncharacterized. NCBI's taxonomy places the organism in Eukaryota, Fungi, Ascomycota, Dothideomycetes, Mycosphaerellales, Mycosphaerellaceae. The record is from RefSeq and is a predicted model, not a curated record. The transcript has 2 exons. Bases 1 to 1830 code for a protein of 609 amino acids.
AUGGAGGCCGACAUCGCUCGCAUGGUCGUUGACCUCGGUGUCGCCACACGCGACAUCGUGUCAGCACCUGAGGAGCGCGGUGGUGGACGACGAGGCGGCGGCGGCGAUUGGAGAGCCGAGGAGCGCGCGAUGAAGGCAGCACAGGCGCAUCGAGAGCAAGCACGCUCUGGGCCAGAAGACAAUGCGAGGGCACAAAUGCUCAAGAAGUGGAACACGGAGGAAACGUUCGGCAGCGACGCAUCGCUCGAAAACCGCAUGGACGGUCAAGGCCAUCGUGCACGACUCGAGGAGCAGUUCUCAGAACAACAGGCGAGAUGCCAUGACCGCCCUCCUCGUAACAACUACCGCCACGGCUCGAACGAUCUUCCACCCCCAGGACGAGGCCGGCCAAGCGAGCAGGAUAGAACUCCACGCAACUUCGACUUCGCCGCUCUUCCUCCACCACGCACAGCACCUGCACCCGAUCCGAACCGCGUUCGCGCACCAUCUCCUCGAGCAGCCGGCAGAGUUCGCUUUCAAAACGGCCAGCGGGUCACUUCGUCCACAACUCCAGCAUCCACAGCCGCACCGCCUCCUCGCGCGCUCGCCGCAAUGCGACCCAGCAUGCCGACUCAGCUUCCAACUGGUCGACCUUCUCUUCCCGACGCACAACCUACACAAGCUCCACGCCCCUCGGCACCAGUCCCUUUGCCGACACAAACUACUCGUCCUGCUCCGGCAGUGAGUGCGCCCUCUCGACCGAUCGACGCUCCCCAGCCAGCUCGGACACGCGCGACACCCAUGCUUUCUGCGCCCACUUCCCCGCCUCUCCCUCGAACUGCCGUCACUGCAGCAGCUCCAGCAGCAGCGUUGCAGAUUGGGACAGAUCCGAUAUCACAAUCUCGUCUAAUGUUGGCGAGAAACUACAUCGAAGCCCCAAGUCAGCUGACUGAGGAUUACUACAACAAGCAGCUCGACGAAGCAAUAUACGUCAAUCAAGCUCGCAAGGACUUGGUUAAGGAGGCUGUCGAGUGUGUUCGUGACGGGACGAAGGAGGCAUACAUCAGCACGCAUCCACCUCGCAAGUGGAUGGUCAAGAUCGCAGAGACAGCUCUCAAUCGUGGAGAUCCUGGAUCAGGUACUGCCCUCACUCGUCUGACUGUGCUGGCAAUCAUCCGUGCAGCAAUCGAGCAUCUCUCCGCCCCAAGCACACCUGCACUUCCUCCAUCCGCACCUGCAGCUACAGCACCACAGCGUCCUCAGAGUUCCGUUUCAACUGCUGCCGCAGCACCAGCUUCAGCACCAACACCGUCAACCACCAACUCACGAGCCCAGCCUCGUCCGACUCAGGCCCCGCCAACUCUGAGGGACAUGGUCAGAGACUGUGGGGAUCUUGCUGUUCAGCAAGUGGCAGCAUCGAGACGCGCAGAAGGCUCUCAGAUUACCUCUUCCAUCGGUGCUGCCGAUGGCACGCCAUCUCGUCGUGACAGUGCCAUCGACCUCAACAGCCCAGGUACUGCUCCUCGUGCUCCUGCUGCUGCCCGGGCUCCUGCUGUCGCUCCUCAUACAGCAGUGCUUGCUCCUCAAGGUGCGCCAACUCGUGGUGGCAUGCUCACAGCGACAUACCAGGAUGUCAACGGUACCACCCUCAACCAGCGUCAGAUCCUAGUCGAUGCUCCCGUCGUGGCCAAUGUCACCUUCACAUCCACGAGACAUCACUAUGACCCACGCCAGCUCAUCCACGCAGUGGAGGCGCUUGCACAGGAAAUGGCUGACCGUUCUAUGGGCAACUUCCGCCGCGCGAACGAUGGACUAUGGGCUGAGGCUGAGGCGCUUGGUCUGAUGGACUAA